Aureobasidium musti is the source of this 459-nucleotide messenger RNA. NCBI's taxonomy places the organism in Eukaryota, Fungi, Ascomycota, Dothideomycetes, Dothideales, Saccotheciaceae. The record is from the annotation of a GenBank genome assembly.
AUGCCAUAUUUCACAUCCAGCGAAGAGUGGCAGCGCCAAUCCGCUCUGCUCUUGCAAGCCCGCCCAACCACCACCUCUACUUCCUCCAAAGAGAUCCUCACUAACCUCCUCUGCAGANCCCGCAUAACAACAAAAUACCACAUCCCCAGCGCCUCCUCCAUCUCUCCAAAACCCACAAUAGAUGCUUCCACUCCCUCAGAACCCAAACAACCCAUCGCCGUCCUCGAGCUAAAAACCUACGACCCGGUCUCUGGCACAACGCUAAAAUACAAGACCGACAAGGCUGCAGAGGUGGGUAGAUUGGUUGCCGCAAUGGGAACGUUGGGAAGGGAGAUGGCUGCAUUGCCAGAGUUGAAGCAAGAUGUUAGCAUGGUGGAUGCGCCAGCGGUUGAGGGAACAGAGACGCCGGUGGAAGCUGUUGCUGCUGCACCGCAAGCANCAGCAAAAUACAGCGGCUAA